This is a messenger RNA of Prunus armeniaca (apricot), 282 nucleotides long. NCBI's taxonomy places the organism in Eukaryota, Viridiplantae, Streptophyta, Magnoliopsida, Rosales, Rosaceae. The record is from the annotation of a GenBank genome assembly.
AUGCAGUCAUAUCAUUCAAGGACUGUAUCACUCCAGCCAUAUUGCUCGAGUAUAAAGUGUGGGUUUCGUUUGGUGCACGAGCAAGAUGUGGAACAACUCAACCAGAUCAUGAUGAACAAAUCCAUCAUCAAGAGCACUACUACUUGUCCUACCAAAUCAGCUGAUGAACAAGGUCAACAACGUCACGAUGAUGAGGAGGCUAGUCCUAGUAGAAGUUCCGCUCUCACCAAAAAUCUCUCUUCUGCAAUACCUAUGCUCUUUCCGAAGAGCAGACCAAGAUGA